AGUCUGGAAGCGCCUCUCUUAGCUGUCAGUCCAUACGCACAGAUUCUGUGUGUAGCCUUCUCUGUGCUUAUUGGCCAGGAUCUAAUCCCCGCUCAGUGGCACGCCACGCCGGGAUUGGGCGCACAUCUGGCGGGCAUCAGCGGGGCUAGGUCAGGCGAGGUCAUUAGUGAAUACCCACAGUCACUUGCGAGUCCUGCCACAUCCGGUCUUUUGCUGAACUUUGCUGAACAUGGCGACUGAUGGUAGCACUGCUAUUCAAGACGCCGUAUCCUCUGCUAUUCUAGGUUUACCUACCGUCAAAAGUCUCCGAGACGAGCAGUACGCGGCACUAGAGUCUUUCCUGACUGGAAAGGACACCGUUGCUCUCCUUCCAACGGGGUACGGCAAGUCCCUGAUCUAUCAAAUUGCGCCUAUUGUGGCCGGUAUUUUGGCAUCUCGCCCAAAUGCACCAGCGUGGCUUGUGAACGUCAAGAAGCCUAUUGUGAUCGUUGUCUCUCCUCUCGUAGCCCUCAUCAAAGAUCAGGUAGAGAAAGCAAACUCGCUGGGGAUCUCUGCGAUCUCAUUGUUAGACGUGAAAGACAAAGAUGCGGAGGACAUCAAGAAGGGCAAGUACCAACUUGUGUUUGGUAUCCCUGAGCUGUGGGUCGACUGUGAACUCUGGGGAGACAUGUUGCUCAGUGAUCACUUCGAACAAAACCUCAUUGGAAUCGUGGUGGACGAGGUACACAAGACGCCGAGCUGGGGGAUGGCCAAGAAGGGGGUUAAGGCAUUCAGACAAUGCUUUGGACGAAUCGCAGAACUAAGAUCACUGUGUAGAUGUGGAACCCCUCUUCUCGCCUUGACUGCGUCUGCAGAUGCAAAGGCGAGGAAAGACAUCGUGCACCUGUUGAAGCUGAAAAAGGAUGCUACAUAUGUGGAGGCAAGCCCCAACAAGCCAAACAUCCGACUGUCAUGCGUCACGGUGAAAGCAGAAGACUUCUCGUGCUUUGACUGGAUAGUUAGGGGAUUGCGGGAAAAGGCAAUGCUACACCCCAAGGUACUUAUCUAUUGCCCAAAGAUUGCUUAUGCUAGUGAAGUGUACAUCCACAUUAAAGAUUCCCUCCAGGACCAUGCCUAUGUUGGCCCUAAGCAUGAAUCCAAGUACUGUCUUGUUGCCAUGUACCAUGCCUCAACACAUGAACACAAGAAAGAAGAGGUUUUGGCUUGUUUUGAAGAAGGACCUGUUAGAGUAGUGGUUGCUACAACAGCCUUAAGUAUGGGGAUUGACUUUAAAGAUGUGAGAUAUGUAGUGCACUAUGGGGCACCACGUACCAUGGAGGACCUGUUACAGCAGAUAGGGAGGGCUGGGAGAGAUGGCCAGCAGGCCUAUGGCAUUGUUUAUUCUAUAAGUGGGAAACCGUGUGAAGAUACUGAUAUGAAAGAGUUCAUACGCUGUAAGGAAUGUCUCAGAGCUAAACUUUACAAUGUGUUUGAGAGGGAAAAGACAACAAUGCCUAUGACACCAGGACAUUCUUGCUGCUCAGUAUGUCACAAAAAAUGUUCUUGCAAUGAGGAUACUUGUGCCGUAUGUAUUCCUGAGUUUGAAAUGUGGACACAACCAGAACAGGAAGAAAAUGUUUUGACAAGAAAUGUUACUGCAGACCAGCUUCAACGGCUUAGGGAGGGACUCAUAGAAUACAGACAGUCACUAGUUCAGUCUACUAAGUUAAUGUUCAGUUUCGAUCUCACCACUGGGUUUUCAGGGGACUUGAUUCAAACCGUCUUAGAACAUGCACCCCACAUUUUCAGCGUUGAAUACAUUCAAAAAAAUAUACAUGUGUACAAGAAAGAACAUGCGGAUGCUAUAAUGGCUAUAGUCAAUAAGGUAUUUGACGAGAGACUUGACAUUGAUGAUUUGUUAAGUUAUAUUCAGACAGAAUUUGUAAGCGAGCAAGAGAAUGGUGCAGAGAGUUUUUACUUUGGAGAGAACACUUUUACUGAUCCACCUAGUAGUAGUAGUAGUAGUUCCAGCAGUGAUGAUUCUGACGAUAAUUGACAAAAAAGGAAGCAAAUUAUUAUAUAUAUAUAGCAUCCCUUUAAUACUUCAAAAGUUUCUUCUCAUUGUACAUUGCCUGUUAUUUUUUAUAACUUAAUACUGAUGUGAGGAUGUUACAUGUUCUGUUGUAGAUACCAAUACUUUUAUUUACAACUCACUAAAUAUUGCUUGGAUAAGCUAAACUAGGAAUGUUUGUCACUGUUGUAUUAUUCUUACAUACAAUACUUUUAUGUACAAAGCCCGAAAUCUUACUUAGGUGAGAAAACCAAGACUGUCUGCCACUGUUACAUGUUUAUACAAGUAUAUGCUACAUGUAUUUUAUUUACAAAGCACAAAAUAUUGCUUAGAUAAGUGAAUAUUUGUCUCUAAUGCAUUAUGCUUGCAUAGGAUACCUGUACAAUACAAUACGUGUACAAAGCAGACAAUCGUAACCGAGAUUGUCUGUAGCUGUUACAUGCUCAUACAAGUACAUGCCGAUUUUGAAAAGCACAAAAUAUAGCUGAGACAAGAAAAUGAGAAUGUCUCGUAUUGACCAAGCAGAGUGUCGUAUUGUAUAUAAUAUAAACUGACAAGGACCUUGUUACAUGUAAUGUACACGAAAAUAAACUUACAUCAUACAAAUGAAAAUAUCUCUUGUUGUUACAUGUGUUACAUGUGUACACUUUCACAAAGCACACAAAUUCACUUACAUCAGAAAUACGUUGACAGUACUGCAGCACUUUUAUUUGCAAAUCAAGAAGUCUUGCUUUGAUUGAAAAAAAAAGAGAAAGUACUUUUGUUCACAAAGCAAAGUGGAUGAAAAGGAAGUUGUCAGUCAGCAAACUACAAAAUGACCUUGGUUGUUACUUACGUUUUUUGACAAAACAUACCUCACAUGCUGUAGAAAACUUA
This is a messenger RNA of Branchiostoma belcheri (Belcher's lancelet), 2926 nucleotides long. RefSeq names its product ATP-dependent DNA helicase RecQ-like. Gene Ontology annotation, cellular component: nucleoplasm; nucleus; chromosome. The transcript is spliced from 4 exons. The record is from RefSeq and is a predicted model, not a curated record. The coding region runs from base 230 to 2035 and encodes 601 amino acids. NCBI's taxonomy places the organism in Eukaryota, Metazoa, Chordata, Leptocardii, Amphioxiformes, Branchiostomatidae. Gene Ontology annotation, molecular function: four-way junction helicase activity; nucleic acid binding; 3'-5' DNA helicase activity. Gene Ontology annotation, biological process: telomere maintenance; double-strand break repair via homologous recombination.